Messenger RNA from Astrephomene gubernaculifera, 4766 nucleotides. NCBI's taxonomy places the organism in Eukaryota, Viridiplantae, Chlorophyta, Chlorophyceae, Chlamydomonadales, Astrephomenaceae. The record is from the annotation of a GenBank genome assembly.
UAUUCCUCAUCUUCGAAACCCUUUCCUCAACCGCGGGGCGUCCUUGUCUCCUCCUUCUGCCGGCCUGGAGACCCGCUCUUAGCUUUGCAAAUUGCAAUUCGCAUUCGCAAUAAUCAUCUCGCUACCAACCAUUCACCAUUGAGGCAGGCGGCCUGGCAGCCCCCGCCCGCGCGCUCUUCAACACCCUGCUCGGCCUCAUGGGCGGCCGCGGCCAGGCCGUCUCCUCCGGCCCCUCCGACGCCGCCAUCCGCGCCACUCUGGACUACCUGCACACACGCGCCGCCUCCGCCACCACCGUCACCGUCACGGAGGCAGAUGCCGUACGGCCGCUCAUGGAGGUGGUGUGGGCGCCGCUGCUGGGGGCGCUGUCCACGCUGUACGACGAGUACGGCGAUGCGCGGCUGGUGAACACGUGCCUGGCGGGGUUUGCGGCGGCGGCGUGCUUGUCGGCGCAGACCGGCAUGACGCACCUGCGUGACGUCUUCCUCAACGCGCUGAGCAACUUCACGCACCUGCACUCGCCCACCACCAUGCGCCACAAGAACGCGGCCGCCUUCAAGUACAUGCUACUGGUGGCGGAGACGGUGGGGGACCAGCUGCAGGAGAGGUGGGUGGACGUGCUGCGCUGCAUCAGCCGCUGGGAGCUGCUGCAGCAGAUAGCCAGCGGCAUGCCCACGGACGCAGCGCUGUUCAGGCACCAGGACGACGGCAGGGGCGGACCCGCGAGGUCCGCAGCCAGCACCGCCGCCGCGCUGGGAUCCAAGCUCCGACCGCCCUCAGACUUCGCCGUACCUCGCCCCCACGAUGUCGCUGACUCCUUCUUCUCCUCCCCCGGCUACCAGCCCUCGCUGAUGACCCCAGCUCCCUACACGCCUGCGGUGGCCGCGGGCAGCUCCGGUGCUGCUCCCGGCAGGGGGGCCGCGUCACAUGGCUCCCUGGGGUUCGCACCCGCGAGCGGCGCUGGGGAGACGCCGGGUAUUCCCUCGGAGGUGGUCAACAGUGUGGACAGCGGUGACAUCAACCGCAUCUUCCUGAACAGUGGCCAGCUGAACAGCGAGGCAAUUGUGCAGUUCGUCCGCGCGCUGACGGCCAUCAGCUCCGACGAGCUGCGCGACGCCCGGGCGCCCCGCGUCUUCUCGCUCACCAAAAUUGUGGAGGUGGCGCACUACAACAUGAUGCGGAUCAGGCUGGUGUGGAGCCGCAUCUGGGCGGUGCUGUCCGAGUACUUCAUCCAAGUGGGCUGCCACGCCAACCUGGCGCUCGCCAUGUACGCGGUGGACGCGCUGCGGCAGCUGGCCAUGAAGUUCCUGGAGCGGGACGAGCUGGCCAACUACACCUUCCAAAACGACUUCCUGCGGCCCUUCGUAGUGGUCAUGCGGCAGAGCCAGGCGGUCAAAAUCCGCGAGCUGAUCAUCUGCUGCCUGAGUCAGAUGAUCCUGGCGCGCGUGACCAACGUCAAGUCGGGCUGGAAGAGCAUGUUCAUGGUGUUCACCACUGCAGCUAACGACCGCGACCCCAUGAUUGUCAGGCUGGCCUUCGACACCAUCGAGAAGAUCGUUCGCGAGCACUUCACGCACAUCACGGAGACGGAGACCACCACCUUCACCGACUGUGUCAACUGCCUCAUCGCCUUCACCAACAACCCGCACUCGCUCGAUGUGGCGCUCAACUCCAUUGCCUUCCUGAGGUUCUGCGCCAUGAAGCUGGCGGAGGGCGCCAUCGGUGACGUCAACAUGCUGCCCGAGGGCACCCUGCCGCCACCCGCCGUACAACACCACCCACUGCGGGUCGUGGCGAUAGACGCCAACCCCGAACAGUCCUCCUCAUUCGGAACAAGAGGAGCGGCAGCAGGGGCAGGAGCAGGAGCAGGAGGAGACACGGGCAGCGCCGCCGCAAGCGGCGGCGCCGGCGGAGGCAGCGGCGGCUCCGCCGCCGCCUCUCGAUCCGCCGGCGCUGCCGGCCCAGACGAUGACGGGAUCCCGGAUUCCCUGAGUCGGGAAAGCUCCUCGGCAGAUGAUGCCUCAUUAAGAGAGAAGGAGCCCGGGAGAAGGCCGCCGGGUGAAGCAGGCGAGGGUGGUGGAUGUGGAGGUGGAGGUGGAGGGGCGCAGCUAGCAAAUGGAGUGGUGGGCGGGCGGCAGGGCGCCGGGGCGUCAGCGUUUGGGGCGACAGCGGCGCUGAAUAACGCUGCGGUGGCGGCGGGCACAUCGGUUUCAGGCGGUCGUCCAGGCGAGGUGGGGCGAGGAGCGGGCAUCUCCGCAGCGUCUGGCAGCCUGGGGCCACACCACUCGCAACAGCUCAAGCUGCGCUUCAUCGACCGGGACGAACACGUCUACUUUUGGUUUCCGCUGCUGGCGGGGCUGAGUGAGCUCACAUUCGACCCGCGGCAGGAAAUCCGCCACAGCGCUCUUGAGGUGCUGUUCGACAUCCUGCGCUUCCAUGGCGGCUCCUUCGCGCAGUCCUUUUGGGUGCGCAUCUUCGACUCGGUGCUGCUGCCCAUCUUCGACCACGUGCGCGCCGAGGUGACGGACACCACCACCUUCACCAGCGAGAAGCGCCGCCAGCAGGAGGAGCAGUGGCUGUACGAGACGUGCACGCGCUGCCUGCAACACCUGGUGGACCUGUUCGUGCAGUUCUACGACGAGGCCUUCACGCUGCUCUCGCGGCUGCUGGAGCUGCUGCGCGGCUUCAUGAACCGCUCGCACCAGUCGCUGGCGGCGGUGGGGGUGGCGGCGUUCGUGCGGCUGGCAGUAAACGCAGGUCCCAUCAUGAACGAGACCUGCUGGGAGGAGGUCAUCAGCGCCCUGCUAGGGCUGCUGGAGGAGACCUCACCCGACGUGCGCGAGCUCGUCACGCCGCCGCCCCGUCUAGUCGCCUCCCAGGGCCCCUCCCCCGCACCGCCGCAACCCCUCCUCUCCCCCGCCGCCCCGGUCAGCCCCCGUGCAGCCCACCCCGGCCCAUCCAGAACCAACAACGCCGCCGCUGCGGGCACUAGCUCCGAAAUCACACCGGCUUCCGCGUCUGGCUCGCCGCCGCAAGCCACCGCCUCCGCUGGCUCCGCUAGCUCCUCCUCCGUUAGCAACAGCGGCGGCAGCAGCAGCAGUCGUGCGUUCAGCCUGCGUGAGGGAGUGGGCGCGCGGCGGCUGGCCAAGUUCCGCUGCCAGGCCGCCACCCAGCUGCUGCUGGUGCAGGGCUGCAGCGAGGUGUACGCAAAGGCCUCGCAGUCCCUGCCGCCGGGUGCCGUACGGGGUCUGCUGGACUCGCUGGCCUUCAUGCACCGUCACGCGCAUGCCGCCGACACGGACCUGGACCUGCGGCGGCGGCUGGCGGUGCAGCAGGCGGAGGACAGGGUGGCGGAGGACAGGGCGGUGGCGGAUCCGCCGCUGCUGCGGUUGGAGGUGGAGGCGGCGGCGGCCUACCUGUCGGUGAACAUGGCGAUCACCUCCGCGGCGGGGCAGCCGGGCGCCAGUGCCGAUGUCACGGCGCUGGCCCGUCUCACCAACGCGCAGGAGCGGCUGGUGCAGCUGUGCCUCACCACGCUGGGCAGGUACACGCUGGGGGUACGACACGAACCCAGUGCAGCAGCUGCCGCGGCCGCGGCGGCGGCUGCAGCAGCAGCAGCCGAUGGCACGGCGGCGGCUGCGGCUUCGCCGCAGCAGCAGCGCGACCGCAACCGGUUGCUCAGCUUCCUGCCCGGUCGCGGCGGGGGCGGUGGAAGCGGAAGCGGAGCUGGCGGGCCUCCACCUCCGCCGCCGCCCAUGCCGCAACCCCGCUACAUCGUGGUGGGUCGUACAACCGGCGGAGCGCCCGUGCUGAUGGCGCCGCCGGCGGUGGAGUUCGCGUCCUUCUCGCCGCUGGCUCUUUCCAGUCUGGUUGCGCUUGGAGAGCUGGAGGAGGCGACCUUCCGACGGCAUUUGGCGGAGCUCUUCCCGUUGCUGACGCAGCUCAUUCGGGCGGACUAUGCGCCCGCGGAUGUGCACCGGGCGCUUUCGUCGCUGUUCGCGAAGCGGGUGCAGCCCAUGGUGCUUGCAGCGGCAGCAGCGAUGGGCGUGACGGGUCAGGAUACGGCGGCGGCGGCAGCAGCGCUAGGGCUGAUGGGACGAGCGGCUUAGGGGGAGGGUCCUUGUGUUUUUCCUUGUUUAGGGGUAUGUUAGGGAGCGGUGAAGGUCCUUAGCUUUAUUAUUAAAGAGUGACUUGAAGGUGUGUGGGUUAGCCUUGCUGUGGCUAGCGAUGCGUGCUGCAGAGUACAGUGUACAGGGUCGUUAUGGCUGUGUAGAUUUGCAGGACAGAGAGUGACGCCUUAUGGGCGACUACUGCCCUUACUUGGUUAGUGGCUUUCCUCAGCAGGCGUUGGCCUGUUCGGGACCUCAGGGGUAGGUGAGGCGGCCAUGCAUGCAUGGGGUCUGGGAAGCGCGUGUCGAGCUGUCAUUCGUACGGGUGGCGUGCGUGCAAGGUUACAUCUAGUGUCGAGUCCUUGGCAGCUUUGUAGCUGGGGUCGGCAUGCCUCACUUUAGCGUUUCAAGAGCGCCCGCCCAAUCCGAGUAUAGCCAGGGUAGGUUCGUUUGCUGAGCUGUGUUGUUGUGCCUUUGUACGAAGCUUGGGAUGGUGCGCAUGAGGCCUUGGGCAGCUGCAACUGGGAGACCUAGGUUCGCAGAUACUGCUGGGCCAAGUCAUGAGGGUUGUGCGCAAUUGUUCCAUGCAACGACGCCUUCAUGUCAUGCAUUUAUUCCGGAUUGCUGACCGGUGUAACCACAUGAAGGAAGUUGACU